AUGGAAUCUCUUCCUACCUUUCCUCCAAACGCAAAUCAAACGGAACUUCCUCCUUCCAUUGGGGACACUCCAGAAUACAUGAUCAUAGAUGAUCCCCCCAACCUAGCAGCCGCUUCAGGACCAGCACCAUCUGCUGCAACGAAGGAACUUCCUCCCUUUGAAGGGGAAACCCCAGAGUACUUUACACACAAUGAUUAUAGUAAUGAGGAGGAGAAGGAUUCGACCGAUGUCAAUGCGCUCCCUGAAGAUGGAUUCACAUAUGUAGCCAAAGCAGAAGACCCCCCUGAAGAUACUGACCUCCCUGAAGAUGGUCUGACAAAUGUCGCCGAAGAAGAAGCGGAAGAUGUUGAUAACGAUCACGACCACGACCACGACCAUGAAGAUGGCAUCGCGGGUCACACCCAUGACGACGGCACAAUCUUCGACCAUUCCCAUGAAGAAGACGGACCUACUAGCUGGAAUGAAGACACUAGCAAGGUUGGUGACAUGGAUCCCGACAAAAUUAUUCCAGGAGUACCUCCUCCUCCACCUCCCAUGGGCGACGCAGCAGGUGGAUAUAUUCCCGUUCUGGAAUAUGAUGGCAGCGAUAAUCCUUUCGAAACCAAGGCGGGAGAUCCAGCCAUGGACAAUAUGAUUGUUCGACCCGAAGGUGAAUCAUCAUCAUCUCAAACUACCGUACCCACGGAUAUGAAUUCUCUGGAAGCAGAAAUGGAAAAUUUCUUGAAUGGCGAAAUGGAAGAAAUUGAAGGAACAACGGCUGGAGAUUCGACGACGGUACCACCGACCGAUUUGGAUUCCAUUGAAGCUGCCAUGGAGGAUGUCAUUGACGAAUCCGUCAAGGAAUGGAAUGAAGUUGGCGAGGGAACUCAUCCACCGACCGAUUUGGAUUCCAUCGAAGCUGGUAUGGAAGACUUUAUCGACGAAUCGGUCAAGGAAUGGGAUUCUAAAGGAAAUUCCACUGCCAUUGCGAGUGGCGAUGAGGAUGAUGGCGAAGAUGGUGAUGAAUCCGAGGAUGCUGAUGCUGCUUCGACAGAUGAUGACGAGGAUGCUGACGAAAGCAGUGAUGACGAUGAUGAAGACGGCGACAGUGACAGUGACGAAGGUCUUACACAGCAAGUAGAAGAAGCAACAACAGUGCCCACCGAUCUGGAGUCCAUUGAAGCCGAAAUGACAGACUUUAUUGACGAAUCGAUCAAAGAAUGGAAUGCGAAAGGCAACGCCACCGCCGUUGAAAGCGGUGAUGGUAAGGAUUUGGACGGGGAUGAUGGUGAAGAAGAAGAAGACGAAGAUGGAGACUCCGAUGAAGACAGUGACGAAGACGGCGAAGAAUCUGAAGAUGACGAUGGUGACGAAGAGGACCAAGAAGACGAGGAUGGCGAUGAAUCCGAGGAUUCUGACGAAAGCAGUGAAGACGAAGAUGCUGACGAUAUUAGCCCUAACGAGGACAAUGUCGGAGUCGAAGGCAGCCCAGCUAUCAAACCACCUGGAGCCGAAGGCAAGAAAGAUGGAAUCGAGGAAAUGCUGGAUGACGAUGGCACGAAAUCCGCUUUGUUUGGAACUCCUACCUUGGCACCGACUGGCAAGAUGGUAUGGAACGACGCUGCUCCAGUUUUCAAACCUGAAUUACCGGCUACCCAAGAGUGCUCUCUCUCUUCUUAUUCUAUCCAAGCGUGCAUGAAGAACACAUACGUUCUUGGUGGAGUCGGGUCAAUUCUUCUUCUUCUCUUGCUCUGCAUCUGCCGAAAAUGUUGCUGUCGGUCAAGUCGAGCUGACGAACGAGGGCAGUAUCGACAAGUUGCGGCCCAAUAUGGUGACAUGAAGUACGACAAUACGUUUAGUGAUGAUUACUCGGCUGGAUCGGCAGGAGAUAUUGAACUGUCUCUUGCCGAGAUGAACGGUUAA
Molecule: messenger RNA, 1902 nt
Organism: Cylindrotheca closterium
Lineage: Eukaryota; Bacillariophyta; Bacillariophyceae; Bacillariales; Bacillariaceae
Source: the annotation of a GenBank genome assembly